Cucumis melo (muskmelon) is the source of this 511-nucleotide messenger RNA. RefSeq lists its product as uncharacterized. The coding region runs from base 51 to 359 and encodes 102 amino acids. The record is from RefSeq and is a predicted model, not a curated record. NCBI's taxonomy places the organism in Eukaryota, Viridiplantae, Streptophyta, Magnoliopsida, Cucurbitales, Cucurbitaceae. The transcript is spliced from 2 exons.
AUCCUUUGUGGGUUUUCGUUAUUGUAUGUGAUUGCCUCCAUCUUUUCUUGAUGAAAGUUUGGUUAUUCAUAAGAGGAAAAUUUUCCAUUAUUGCAACUCACCAUGUUUUGUACUUGGUUGUGCAGGCUGCACCGGUGGAGUGGGCAGAGGACGAAUUUUUGCAAAUGGUCUUGGUGCAGGUGGUGGACAUGGUGGGAAAGGUGGUGAUGGAUACUAUAAUGGCACCUUCAUUAAUGGCGGUGUUGCGUAUGGUGAUCCCAAUCUCCCUUGUGAACUUGGCAGUGGUAGUGGAAAUGGUAGUCUUGCUGGCGAAACAGCAGGUGGUGGGAUUAUUGAUAAUUGAAGUGAUAUCGGGUUGAAAGCUAAGCGAUUGUGUAGAAAUGGUCAAGCGACCGUUGAAAAUUGAAGACUGAGAAGGCAUUUAGGAUUUUUAAUUAUUUAAUUCUUGUAUUAGAAUCUUUUUUCAUGUACUAUUGUAGAAUGUAUAUAUAAACAUAAUAUUAAUAUUUUA